ACCCCACUAACCAGAGCAGUAACUUCCUUCAAACCCAACUCUCUCUUCUUCUUCUCCAACUUCCCUCCAUUUUAAUCAAGUUUUUUGAAAAACGAGAGCCAUUGAUUACAAUCAACGCAAUCAUGACCGUCGAUCAGCCGGAAUUCCGGCCCGGAAAGAGUGAUAAAGUCAGCCGGAGCAACCAGCAACCGGACUAUUUUCAGGAGCCACCACCAAAGCGUCCCCGGUCUGACCGCCCCCGCGGCGGCGGAAGUGGUGGUGGUGACGUCGACUUAAAGAAGGUUCCUCAAUCGACGGUGGACAGGAGAGUAAUUCGGUCUCAUUACGCCUUCUACAAAAACCUCAUUCAUGAGGAGAAAGAAGAAUUAUUCAUAGGUGAAUCUAAUAGGUUCGGCAAAAUCAUAAAUGAAGUUGACGAAUUGUUCGAAAAUGUGUCAAACACAAGGGAGCAAGUAGCAGAUGCUGAGACACUUCUAAGCAUGGCUGAUACCUUAGUGACCACUGCAAGAUCAUAUCUCAAAGACGGGCUUACCCCUUCCGACUUUUUAACUUCUUUGUUUCGCGAAUUUGGAGCUUCCAUUGGAAGGAAAGUUGGUAAUGACAGUGUUUCAAUACAAUGGUAUGCAAUUGGUGCUUUUGUUUGCCCCGUUUUCAAGAAUGCUAAAGGCUGCUCUACCAUGAAUGGACCGAUGGAUACUCAGUUGAAACCACGAAAGGUUGUUGUUCGUAAGAAGAGAACAAAGCUUACUGGACGUGCUGCUAAACCUAAACAGGUUGAGGACUCUGAUUCAGAGCACCAAAAAGACACAGAGAAGAACAUGAGAACCAUGUUUGACAUCCUGCGAGCAGAAAAGAGAAACAAAAAAAGUGUCAGACUCGAGAACUUGAUUCUUAACAGGACUUCAUUCGCGCAGACAGUUGAGAAUCUGUUUGCUUUGUCUUUCCUGGUAAAAGACGGGCGUGCUCAGAUAACUAUCAAUGAUCAGGGGACUCAUCUUGUUUCACCAAGGAAUGCUCCUCACCAGGAUUUGGUGAGUUCUGGUGAAGUUUUGAUUCACCAUUUUGUCUUCAGACCUGAUUUCAAGGACUGGAAGCUGAUGGUCGAUUCAGUUCCAUCUGGAGAUGAACUAAUGCCUCAUAGAUGUCAAGAGGGUGUUCCUCUAUCUCAAUCAAACACCGUCCCCAAUCUUUCACCAGUUGGAAUACCACCUUCAGCAACCACAGAAGUUCAGAGUAGCAGAAAAACCAUGACUUCAGAACUCUAGCAGCAACAUAGGAUUUCAGAUAGCAAUUAGCAACUAACAAGCAUAGUUUUGGAGGCAUAUUUUUGUGCAGUGGCCUAAACAACUAAUGUUAAUCUGUCUAGUAUUAGGUUUGUAGUACUCGUAGUUAAAUGGACUAACUCUGUGUAAGUACACCAUUUUACGUGUACAGGAAUGUUGGUUCUGUAAAAAUUGAUGAAUCUAGUUUCAGCAAGAUUAAGUGAUGAAGAUGUUGAGGAAAACUUUAGGUGUCCGAUUUUGUUAAUCAAAGAUGGUAAGCAACGUUUUCUUGUUGCUUCUUUUGAUCAAGUAAAAGGUAUUCCUUCAUUGUUAACAAAAA
Spinacia oleracea (spinach) is the source of this 1602-nucleotide messenger RNA. RefSeq names its product non-structural maintenance of chromosomes element 4 homolog A. Gene Ontology annotation, cellular component: Smc5-Smc6 complex; nucleus. NCBI's taxonomy places the organism in Eukaryota, Viridiplantae, Streptophyta, Magnoliopsida, Caryophyllales, Amaranthaceae. The record is from RefSeq and is a predicted model, not a curated record. The transcript has 7 exons. Gene Ontology annotation, biological process: DNA repair. The coding region runs from base 123 to 1265 and encodes 380 amino acids.